Molecule: messenger RNA, 4542 nt
Organism: Rhagoletis zephyria (snowberry fruit fly)
Lineage: Eukaryota; Metazoa; Arthropoda; Insecta; Diptera; Tephritidae
Gene: Oseg4
Product: intraflagellar transport protein Oseg4
Biological process (GO): protein localization to cilium; non-motile cilium assembly; intraciliary retrograde transport
Cellular component (GO): intraciliary transport particle A; non-motile cilium
Molecular function (GO): protein binding
Source: RefSeq, a predicted model, not a curated record
CUAAAAAUCGUCAAAACUGCGCUUACGACAAUCUUUUACCCAGGCGACGAUAUGUACAUAAGUCGACAUUCGGAAGAAGGGAAACACCUUCAAUUGAACUCUUAAGUCUGUUAUACAGUUCAAUGCGAGCGUGAGCUUUUUAUUUUGACCAAUGUCUUCGUUAUUACUUAACAUUUUGCAGAAUUAUAGAAUUAAAACUAAUUUAAAAUGCAUAAUAUGCCUAUUUUUCAAGCUCACACUCAACUGUGUGCGUAAGCAAAGCAUUCGCAUAUGCGCAUACGUGAAUGACCAGUUUUGACGGAUGUGUGUGAGCGUUCAUAAGAAUACAAAUGGAAUCGGAGCAAAAGCCGUAUACUAGCAGGUGGUUGUGAUGGUAAACACAAAAACGGUGCGCCAUGGGAACGAGUUUUGUUAUGCGUUUUGGUCGUAAACGUAAUUCUCUACAUUUGUUUGUACCCGCCAUGGUACCCGCAUAAGACAGAGAAAACAAGUAAUCUUGUGCAAAAUGUUCGUCUAUUUAAGUAAAAAGAUUGCAAUACCAAAUAAUGUAAAACUGAAUUGCAUUGCGUGGAACAAAGAUCAGGGCUACAUAGCCGUAGCCGGCUCCGAGGGAUUGCUGAAAGUGUUAAAAUUAGAGCAAGCAUCCAAUGGGCAAAAUAAAGGUAAUCUUGCUGCGGUAUCCAACUUGUCAAUGAAUCAAACAUUAGAUGGACACAAAGAGGCCGUCAAAGUUGUUACCUGGAAUGAGACACAACAGAAGUUGACAUCGUCCGAUCUGGAUGGUGUGAUUAUGGUUUGGAUGCUCUACAAAGGUUCCUGGUAUGAGGAGAUGACCAAUGAUCGUAAGAAGUCCACCGUAAAUAGCAUGAGUUGGACAUCGGAUGGUGCAAAGAUUUGUAUAGUUUACGAGGAUGGUGCUAUUAUUGUUGGCUCGGUUGAUGGAAAUCGCAUCUGGGGAAAGGAAUUGAAGAACACGCAUUUAACCAGUGUACAAUGGAGCCCCGAUAAUCGACUGAUACUAUUUGGCUUAGCAACUGGCGAAUGUCAUUUGUACGAUAAUCAAGGGAAUUUCGCGAUGAAGCUGAAUAUACAGUGUGUUUCGCUGAGUCCGAAUCGAAACUUUAGGAUCUCGGCACUGUGCUGGUUCAGCGGACGCACAUCUUCUAAUCGCCCAGUAUUAGCCAUUUGCUAUGAGACUUGCAAAUUACAGAUUAUGCGCAAUGAAAGCGAUGACACGCCCGUACUUAUCGACACUGGCAUGCGUAAUAUAGACGCUGAGUGGAAUCAUGACGGUUCCGUGUUAGCCAUCUGCGGUACUCUUAUAGACUAUCCCAGCUCAAAGGAAUUGAAUCAAGUAAGCUUUUAUUCACCUUUCGGUCAGCUGUUGCGAACUUUAAAGGUACCAGGCUAUGAUAUCGCAUCGCUUUCUUGGGAAGGGAAGUCGCUACGCAUAGCAAUGGCUGUUGAUUCAUUCAUCUAUUUCGCCAACAUACGUCCGGAUUAUAUGUGGUGUUACUUUGAGAAAACUGUCGUAUUUUUAAACAGGAACAGCAGUAAUUUUACACGCAACGCAACGACCAAUGUAAUCACUUUCUGGAAUACCAUUUCGAAUCAGAGUUUCUUAAAGGAAGUGGAGCCAGCAUUAGGAAUGGCAGCCUGCAAUGAGCAUUGCGUUAUUGCUGUGGAAUGCUUAAAUACUAAUAUGAAGGAUAUUCAUGUCAGCGAUACUAAAGAAAAUAACAAUCAGACCGAAAGUAUAGAUAAAUGCUAUCAGCUUUUGCUGUGCAACUCUAUCGGAACUACAGUGGAUUCAAAAUACACCGACAUGAGACCAAAUUUUGUUGGCAUCAAUUCCGGGCACGUAACAAUAGCUUCUUUUGACGAAGUACUUAUCUGGCAUUAUAAUACACCUAAGAGCGUCGCUAAUUUACAUGGUGCAAAGACGCGCAAAGAGAAUCGUUUUCACAUAGACGAUACACCUACCGGUGUCGAAAUGGCCAAGGACUUAGUUAUCGCUACAGGCGGUAGCAGCGCGGAUAACAAAGGCUACAAGCCGCAUGCCAAUGUAGAUCCUAUCUGCACGCUAGCAAUGUCCGAAAAAAUAUUAUUGGUGGCACGCGAUUCGGGCGUUGUAAAUGAGUAUAGUGUUCCGAACGUAGCGCUACGCAAUCGUCACAAGCUCAAUUCAAGACCCUAUAAAAUGGUUAUUAAUUGCAAUUCUAGCCGUGCAGCGGUAAUCGAUGAUGCUGGUAUCAUGACUUUGCUUGACUUGGACGAUAAUCGCGAGUCACAAUUGAACUUUAAUCGCGUUGAACGGAAGGAUGUAUGGGCCAUUUGUUGGGCCAAAGAUAAUCCCUUGCUACUCGCUUUAAUGGAGAAAACGCGCAUGUAUGUGUUUCGUGGCAAUGAUCCUGAGGAACCUAUUUCUUGUUCCGGUUAUAUUUGCACUUUCGAAGAUUUAGAAAUUACGAGUGUCCUCCUCGAUGAUAUAAUAAGUGGCGAUGAAACUCAGAAUUCCAUCAGUCAUAUUAUACAGUUGCGUGUUAAAUCAUUGCGUGAUACCGAUGAUCUGCUCCAGCACGUGGGCUUGGAAGAUGCUAAGCAAUUCAUCGAAGACAACCCACAUCCACGUCUAUGGCGUCUAUUAGCUGAGGCGGCAUUGAAGAAACUCGAAUUGGAUGUGGCCGAGAAUGCAUUCGUUCGCUGUGCAAAUUAUCCGGGAAUACAGUUGAUAAAGCGCUUGCGAAAUAUAUCGUCGGCCAUGUUGCAAAAAGCAGAAGUGGCAGCCUUCUAUGGCGAGUUCGAAGAGGCAGAGAAAUUGUACAUGGACGCAGAUAGAAGAGAUUUGGCAAUAACUCUGCGUAUAACGUUGUGCGACUGGUUUCGUGCCGUGCAGCUGUAUCGAAUGGGAUCCGGCGUCUCAGAUCAGCAAAUGGAAACAGCUUGGCGUGAAAUUGGCAACCAUUUUGCAAGUUUACGUUCAUGGGAAAGCGCAAAGGAAUACUAUGAAAAAUCGCAUCACAUUGAAGGUCUAAUGGACGCUCUAUAUCAUCUGGAGAGAUUCGACGAGCUGGAGCAGUGCAUUGACAAGUUGCCCGAGAAAAGUCCUUUACUUGCUAAGAUUGCUGAAAUGUUGGCUUCUGUUGGAAUGUGCUCAGAAGCGGUAAAAGCCUACUUAAAAAUGGGCGAUCCAAAAGCGGCAGUAAAUGCAUGCGUCAACUUGCGACAAUGGGGUGAGGCGCUACAGCUCGCGCGUAAAUUCGAUAUGCCACAAAUUGGUAAUUUAUUGAGCAAGCAUGCAGCUCAACUGAUUAAGGAGGAUCGCCUGCCGGAAGCAAUAGAGUUGCAAAAGAAAGCCGGCCGUUAUUUGGAUGCAGCACGCCUGUUGGGUAAAUUGGCGCAACGCGAAGCGGAGAAGGACGCCAGCAUGUUGCGCAUUAAAAAACUGUACAUACUGGCUGCCUUGCUUGCCGAAGAACAUUUAAAGACGUUGAGCACAGCCGAGUUGAGUUACAAAGUGGAUCGGAACUCUUUGUUGGACACAAUGACUCCCGAGGAUGCACACGUGGUUGAGCAUAUGUGGCACGCUGCCGAAGCCUAUCAUUUUAUGAUGUUGGCACAACGACAACUGCGUUUCGGAAUUGUGCACAGUGCUGUGGUAACUGCACUACGCUUGCGUGAUUAUGAUGAUAUCCUGCCCGUAGAAGACGUCUAUAAUACGCUAGCGUUGGCCAGUUGCGCCGAUCGCUCUUUCGGCACUUGCGCCAAGGCUUUCACAAAACUUGAAUCCUUGGAAGGCAUAACGGAACGUAGAAUUCAGGAAUACAAAGAGCUUGGCGCAAGCAUUUUUGCAAAAUAUGCCUCCGAGGAUGCCAAAGUUGAAAUGGUUAAGUGUUAUGCUUGUAAUGCGCCUGUGCCUGACAGUUUGCCUGCGUGUACAAUUUGUGGCGCUCGCUUUCCGGCUUGCGUUUCUUCAGGGAAGCCUAUUACACAGCCGACCAGUAAUAUUUGGAUUUGUGGCAUAUGCCAUCAUUGCGCUACACCAGUCGAGAUAACACGACACCACACAUGCCCACUUUGCCAUAGCUUGAUAAUAUCAAUGACGUUGGAGAUUUAAAUAAAUUAAUAGAUACGUCUGAACUAAAGUUGAAGUUUAUCAACCAAUGGGAAAAUAAGGAAUUCAUUACCAUUUUCUACCACGAUUGAACGAAAACAUGCAUCACAAUAUAAGCGAGCUGGUAAUAUGACAUAUAUAUAGACACAAGCAAAACAGAAAAGGAUCAGUCCAGCACCUUCGUCUUAGACGGCAGGCUGUUUCGGAGCCGUAAACUUAAACGUAUAAUACGUGAUAUUAUUAAAAUCACAUUCAAGUUAAAGGCGGUGCAUGAAAUAUUCGUUUUGAUUGUAUUGAAUUGAAUUUAACAAAUCAAUAUGAAUUGCAAAAUAUUAAUACUUAGCAAUAGAGAAGCAGAUCCAGAUUAACUUCAUCAUAUGUACCAUCAGCUUAUAAAUAGACAUAUGCCAUGACGUGUAUCACCACUA